GCAAGCCGCGCCGCUCACAUUCCCGGAGGCGCUCGGCCCGGGGGCUCGACGAGGGGGAUGGCUGGCGCACUCGCGCUCCCCGCUGUCGGCGAGAGGCGGCUCCAGUCGUGACAGCAGCAACAAGGAAGUGGAGGCGAGGGCUCGCGCGCGCAUCCCGGGGGCUGGAGGAGCCCCGGCCCCGCGGCCCCGCCCGGCGACACACGGCGCGGAGUCGCGACAGCCCCCCUCGCUUCCCCUCCUCGGAGUCGCGAUAUGGGGUCGUGAAGGGCAAGUGUAGGAGCACAGGUUCGCUCCGCAGGCUCCUCACCGAUGCCUGCCGAGGGCCCCGGGGGUCAAGCCCCGGGGAGCUCGAGGAAGACAGCAGGUACACAGUCGUCACCGAGGCACCGGUUUGGCCGCUGAGCAGCAGCACACCACCGAUCGCCAGGGAGACCCGUCCCGGCUGCCCUCGCGGCGCACCGGAAGCGGUCGGCGGCGCGUGACUGCGUGCGACCCCUCGCGCAAGCGCAACAGCCCAGCCGUAGCUUGGGGGCGGACCCAUACGAAAUACUCAAAGGCUUGGAGGGGGUCUAUUAAGGCGAAGGGACUGCUUCCGGCCAGAGGUCACGGGCAGAGGAGGAAGCUGUGGUUGCCGGCGGUGGGGCGCCCCGGCCGCUCAGCCCCUGGGCACUGCUGUGGGGCGUUCAGUUUGCCACACUUGUGGCAAAGCAAGCUGCGAGGAGGAACCAGACAGCCCUGUUAGUCAUGGCCAGCCCUCACUCCCUGGAAAUGGCAAACAAGGGGAACAAGAAGCGUCGGCAGUUCUCUCUGGAAGAGAAAAUGAAAGUUGUGGAAGCUGUAGACUCAGGCAAGAGGAAAGGUGACGUGGCAAAAGAAUUUGGUAUCACUCCCUCUACUUUAUCUACAUUCUUAAAGGAUCGCACCAAAUUUGAAAAAAAGGUACGGGAGGCAUCCGUGGGACCCCAGCGGAAAAGGAUGAGGAGCGCUCUUUAUGAUGACAUUGAUAAGGCUGUUUUUGCUUGGUUUCAAGAAAUCCAUGCCAAAAACAUUCUUGUGACUGGUUCUGUCAUUCGGAAAAAAGCACUAAACUUGGCCAACAUGCUUGGCUAUGACAAUUUUCAAGCAAGUGUGGGCUGGCUGAACAGAUUUAGAGAUCGCCACGGAAUUGCUUUGAAAGCAGUUUGUAGAGAAGAUACUGACAGAUUAAUGAAUGGUCUAGGAAUAGAUAAGGUUAAUGAGUGGCAUGCAGGGGAAAUUAUAAAACUGAUUGCUGACUACAGCCCAGAUGAUAUCUUUAAUGCUGAUGAGACAGGAGUGUUUUUCCAGUUGCUUCCCCAGCAUACACUUGCUGCUAAAGGAGACCAUUGUAGAGGGGGCAAGAAAGCAAAGCAGCGGUUGACAGCACUCUUUUGUUGCAAUGCCUCGGGGACUGAAAAAAUGAGACCAUUGAUCGUUGGUAGGUCAGCCAGCCCACGCUGCCUCAGGAACAUCCAUUCCCUCCCUUGUGAUUACCGAGCCAACCAGUGGGCUUGGAUGACAAGGGAUCUGUUUAAUGAGUGGCUGAUGCAAGUGGAUGCCAGGAUGAAGAGGGCGGAACGCCGGAUCCUCUUGCUGAUCGACAACUGCUCUGCUCAUAACAUGCUUCCACGCUUGGAAAGGAUUCAGGUUGGGUAUCUGCCCUCCAACUGUACUGCUGUCCUGCAGCCACUGAAUCUUGGCAUAAUUCACACCAUGAAAGUACUAUACCGGAGCCACCUUCUAAAACAGAUCCUCCUCAAGCUCAGCAGCAGGGAGGAUCAAGAAGAGGUGGACAUCAAGCAGGCCAUCGACAUGAUUGCUGCAGCAUGGUGGUCAGUCAAGCCAUCCACAGUGGUCAAAUGUUGGCAGAAGGCAGGCAUCAUCCCUAUGGAAUUUGCAGAAUGUGACAUAGAAUCAGCAGCCAGUGAACCAGACACUGCCAUUGAAAAGUUGUGGCACACAGUGGCUAUUGCCACCUGUGUCCCAAAUGAAGUAAAUUUCCACGACUUUGUUACUGCAGAUGAUGAUCUCAUCAUCUCUCAGGACACAGACAUCAUCCAGGGCAUGGUGGCUGGCGAAAAUACCAGUGAAGCAGGAAGUGAAGAUGAAGGGGAGGUAUCUUUACCAGAGCAACCAAAAGUCACCGUCACAGAAGCCAUAUCAAGUGUACAGAAACUUAGACAGUUCCUUUCCACUUGUGUAGAUGUUCCUGAUGCCAUUUUUGGACAAUUAAAUGGCAUAGAUGAAUAUUUAAUGAAAAGAGUGACACAAACCCUUGUUGAUUCCAAAAUUACAGAUUUCCUCCAAACAAAGUAAUGCAGGAAUUUAUUUCAGAAAAUGUAGUUUACAAGAAUAAAGAUUUCUUCAGAUAGGCUGUUGAGCCAAUUUAAGUAAAGCAAUAUUGUUAUGACAACA
Molecule: messenger RNA, 2433 nt
Organism: Chlorocebus sabaeus (green monkey)
Lineage: Eukaryota; Metazoa; Chordata; Mammalia; Primates; Cercopithecidae
Gene: TIGD6
Product: tigger transposable element derived 6
Cellular component (GO): nucleus
Molecular function (GO): DNA binding
Source: RefSeq, a predicted model, not a curated record